Molecule: messenger RNA, 1575 nt
Organism: Symbiodinium natans
Lineage: Eukaryota; Dinophyceae; Suessiales; Symbiodiniaceae
Source: the annotation of a GenBank genome assembly
AUGGCGACCUCCGAUAAAUAUGAUCGGCAGCUGCGGCUUUGGGGUGCACAUGGCCAACGGGCAUUGAUGGAUGCAAAGGUUUGCAUGCUUGGCUCCUCCGCCAUUGCCACGGAAGCUCUCAAGAACUUGGUGCUGCCAGGCAUAGGCCAGUUCACCAUUGUGGAUUCUGCAAAGGUGGAGGCUGCAGACCUUGGGCACAACUUCUUCUUGGAGGAAUCUGAUCUGGGCAAGCUCCGUUCAGAGGCAGCCUGCAAGUGGCUUCUUGAGAUGAACCCCGACGUACAGGGGGCUCAUAUUGAUCAAGAUUCGGCGAAGGCUGUGGGUCAAGGAAAGGAGUUCUUCCGGCAUUUCUCAAUUGUCAUCGCGUGCCAGUUGACAGAGACUCUGGCAAGUCAGCUCGGCAGGCUCUGUGAGGAGCUUCAGAUCCCACUGAUUCUCGUCACCUCGUUGGGCUUCGUAGGCAAGAUUCGCUUGUUCGUAGCCGAGCACUCCGUUUGCGAGACCAAGCCCGACUCGGAGUUUGGCGAUCUGCGUCUCACAGACCCGUUUCCAGAACUGAGGAGGUUUGCAGACUCCAUUGACUUUGCCAGCUUAAACGACACGGAGCACGCCCACGUGCCUUAUGUCGUGAUCCUGAUCCGUGCACUCGACUCUUGGAGGAAACGAUCCGAGGGGAGGACGCUGCCCAAAACAUCUGCUGAGAAAGACGAGUUCAAAGACAUUGUGUCGAAGAUGCGGCGCAGUCCACAAGAGGCCAACUUCGAUGAGGCCCUAGCGAAUGCGUACAAGGCAUGGAUGCCCUAUGUGAUCCCAGACGCCGUGCAGCAGGUUCUUUCGCGCGUCGCGAGUGCCUCGAAGAGCGACUUCUGGAUUGUGGCCCGAGCAGUGUCGCAAUUUGUGCGCGACUGUGGGAAGCUGCCCCUUGCUGGUACCCUGCCAGACAUGACUGCCAGCACGGACAUGUUCAUCAAACUGCAGGAAAUCUACUCCAGCCGCGCUGAUGGGGAUUUUGCCGCCAUCACCGCGCAUGUUGCUACGAUUCAAAAGGAGCUUGGUGUAGAUGGGUCGACUCCUGGUGAGUUUGUGAAGCGCUUCUGUCAGAAUGCCUUGAACUGCGAGGUUUUUCGUUUUCGGUCAUUGGAAGAAGAGUUUCGACCGCCAAGUGUAGAAGAAGGUGGCGUCGACUUGGACGAAGAGCUGCAGGAUGACGACUCCCUGGUUGCAUGGUAUAUUGCACUGCGAGCAGCAGACAGAUUUAGAGAGGAUCAGAACCACUGGCCUGGCGAAUUGUGUGGCGAUGGAGCCAGCGACCUGGCUGGCGAUAUGGCCACGCUGACAGGCCUGGCUACGAAAGUCCUCUCGAGCUACAAGGCCUCAGUCUCCGUAGACUCCGUGACCAAGAUGGUUGAGGAGGUGGUACGAUAUGGCGGCUGUGAGCUGCAUACCACGUCUUCGGUGCUGGGUGGAAUCGUCUCGCAGGAGGUGGUCAAGCUGGUGACAAAGCAAUAUUCGCCUCUUUGCAACACCCUCCUCUUUGAUGGGCUGCAGGGCAAGAUGCAGGUCGUAGAGAUGUGA